This is a messenger RNA of Cladocopium goreaui, 6501 nucleotides long. The record is from the annotation of a GenBank genome assembly. NCBI's taxonomy places the organism in Eukaryota, Dinophyceae, Suessiales, Symbiodiniaceae.
CAAUGGGGGCGAGACACAUGCUGACCUAGGGCCCCUGGAAAGGGCCCUUGGCCGGUCACGUUUGAAGCCAUGGGCAGCGCUGCAUCCAUAGAGCAUCGAUGGCGGAUGGAGAAUGCCACUACUGCAGAGGUGUCAGAGAUAGUGCAGGCACUUACGGAAGAUCAGCAGCUGCUGCUGUUGAAAGCGCUACAUGUCGAGGAAGAGAAAAGAGCGGAAGAAACCAGGCUCUCAGCGUCGCUGAAGGUGAAGAAGGUGAAUAGCGCGAGCGAGGCUUCCAGCCAUAAAAGCCACCUCUAUUUCACCUUACGAGACCGGCCCGCCAUAGUGGAGAACACCGAAAACAUCAGCUAUCACGGGCAUAUCAAGGCAGAGGCUCCGGCCUGCUACGUGUCCUUCCCUGGGAAAUAUGCGGCGGGCUGGGACGCAUUGAUCAAGGAACAGCACGAUCUCAGCGUGGCGUGUGUCUUCCUCUGUACCCCGGAAGACGGCCUUGGACAGCAUAGCAGCAGCCCUGAUGGACGCUGUUAUUGUCAUCAAAUCUAUGGCGAACGGGACUACAAGACCUUUGGGUAUUUGAGGAUUUUGCCGGCAAACUGUAGUGUUGAGGAGGAGAAUCGCCAGAGAACCAAGGCUCUUGCAACCAGAAUGGUGGUGCUACGCGAAGGUGCCAGCAAGGAAGAUCGGGAAGCAGCUGAAAUGGAAGCGCAAAGGGCAUGGGAGGAGAGCGGCAGAACGGCUUCCUGGGGCUGCCAGUGGUUCCAUGUCUGGAAAGAGAAAGUUUCUGCGGCGGUCGCGCUGAAGCAGCGCUUAAAGGUGGUCUUUUUUCCGGGACAGGCGGGGGAGGGCCGAGAAGCUUUUCAUGAUUUGCCACAUGCGGAUCUUUGGAAUGGAGUAGGUUGUGGAGGGAGUCAAAAAUGCGAAAUUGCGUAUUUAGAUCUGAUGAAGAAAGACCAUGGUAACGCCUGGGACUACGAUCAGGUGGAUGUGGGUCACUUUUUGAAGAGUGAGUUCCAGGUGGGUGCGAAGGUGGAUGCCCUUGAUGGUAAAGAAUGGUGUAGAGGCACUUUGGUCACCGUGCCUUCAGCUAUUCCCAAAGAUCCCAAGGAGACCACCUGGACAGUGAGAAACGCGCGCAAUGGAAAAACCUUCGCCACGAACCGCGUCCGCCAUGCGGAUCUGAUCCGAAAGAUGUUGACGGACCUUGGGGAAGAGGAGUUCAUGAAGCUGGUGAAGGGAAUGCUACCUGAAGGAUCUGAAGUGGUGAAGGGUGAAGAGUAUGUCUUACCUCAUGGUACCCCAUGUUUCGCGGUUCGGCUUCGAAUGAAGCACAUUGCGCUGCGUCAACAGAUGCGAAAUUUGGUCUUGAGCAACGAAUUUGAGAUCAAGAUCAACCAAGCUUUGCUUGAGAAACAACAGGGCCAAUGGCAGCUUCAAGUGGACAAGAGCCUUUUCUGCGAGAUCUUUGAAGAAGAACUCCACCGCUCUGAGUUGACUGAACAUCAGCAGGAGAAACUUCGUGCCAUCCAUUCCGCCCUGUCCACCGGCGCCGUUCACCUUUCCGCCGUGGCCGGGGCGGGGAAGACCUUCGUGGCUCUGCAUUUGGUCCUGGACGAGCUGCGGACGAAGAAGCGACAGGUGCUCUUUGUGGCGCCCAGCUUGGGGCUGGGAUUCCAUUUUGUGCGUUGGCUCAUGCAGAGUGCAGAGGAGAUACAGCUGGAUGUUUUAAAGCGCAUGGUCCUGAUGCACUAUCCCUAUGAUUCCUUUCUGAGCUUGGAAGUUGAGGGAAACCGGUUGAAGGCUUUGCCGGUGGCCGCAGCAGCCCAGCUGGAGUUUUCGUUACUGGUGAUCGAUGAGGCGCAUGAAAUCUUCCGUCCAGGCGUCAAUCGCGAGUUUCUGGAGAAGAUUCCGACGCACCAGCGGGUGCUGCUGUCGAGUAGGUCUCAAGCCUCAUCAGGUGGGCUGAAUUUUCCUCAAGUGCCGGAAGUGAAACUCACCCAAGUGGUUCGCAGCAGCAAGAGGAUUGUGGCGGGCGCUGCUGCCUUCCAGGGAAGCUUUGACAAAAAGGAUGUCACGUCAUUGGGUCCGCCAGGUCCACCCUUGAAGACAUUUCUGUUUGAAUCAGGAGCUGAAGACCUACCUGAGUAUGUUUUUUACAGCAUAGCAGCUUUGGGGCAUUUGAUGUGCAACUACAGUGGCCUCAGCUUUCAUAAUCGUCUGGCAUUUCUGGUCCCCGACCUGGACUUUCUGGAGAAAUUUCAGCCUGCGCUGCAAGAGAAGUUGACCACAGACUUUGGUCAACGACACUUCCAGCUCACUUCCUGCGAGGAUUCCUUCUCCAUCCUGUCGACGUCUGAAGGGUCUGAAGGAAGCGAAGUUUUGAUCCUGGACACAGUGGAACACGCCAAGGGCUUGGAGCAUCUCUUCGUGAUUUGCGUUGCUUUGGAUGCCAAGGUGAGGGACUGGCAAACCAACCUCAUCACCCGAUCUCUGAUUUAUCAAGGGAUCACCCGUGCGCAGCUGCACGCGCUUGUGGUGAACCGACUCCUUCGCGAAGGAUGGCUGGAAUUCUUGGGAGUCGUCAGGUUCAAAGAGGAGGCCUUCGAGGAGCCCGCAGCCUUAGCCGAGACCACCAACGCUGCAGCUGCCUGGGCCGUGGAGCAGCGAGAGGAGUUCAGAAGAGGUUCGAAAGAUUCGAAAGUGGACGACUUUGGCUUUCCGUUAUCGGAUGAUUCACCAAAGACCUUGGCUGAAGAAGAACUUCGAAGUCCACCACGGACCGCCCGAGCGAAAAAACCCACGGGCGAUGACACACCUUCUGGGAUGCAGGCGAGGGACUCCUCCGUGUGGGAUACCGAAAACAACGAGAUUCACAGCCCCAUCCAGCAGCUGCGCUUCAAUCCCCUGGACCUGGCACAGGGGGAGGCCUAUAUGGCUGUGAACUGCAUGGAGGAAUUGCUUGCAGCACCCAAGAACAGUGUCCGAGAGAUCAACCUCGGAAGUGACCUCAGAGGCGAAGUUUGGGACCCGAAGCUUCCGGGCCAUGGAGACGCUCGUGUGAAGGCCAUCGCCGAAGCUUUAAAGGUUCAACGUGGCGUCUACACCCUCCGUUUGACGAAGUCAAAGAUAGGUUUGGAGGGGAUGCAGGUACUGACGACCCGGGUGCUGACGGUGAAAACCAUCAAAGAGUUGGACCUCACAGAAAGCUCUCUGGGAGCCGAUGAGGCUGAGGCUCUGGCGGAAGAGUUGAAAGUGAACGAUCGCAUUAAGACUCUGACCCUGACCAACAACAAUCUCGGUGACCAGGGGGCGGAGGCUUUGGCGGAAGCGCUGUUUCUGAAUCGCAACUUGAAGGAUCUCUUCUUGAACCACUGCGAGAUUGGAUUUCCAGGUGCUGAGGCCAUUGUCCGAGCCUGUGCUGCUCAUCCCAGACUCACUGGAGUCAACUUGCAGCAGAACCAUCUGAAGGGCGAGGGCCAAAAGGCCUUCCACCAGUUGGUUCUGGAGGUGGUGAAGGCCCCGACUCCGUGUGAGUCCGCGCGACGAAAAGGUAUGCUGUUGGGAGAUUCAUGCCAUCUGACAAUGGUGGUUUUAAGUCUCUCAAGUUUGUGGCAUCUUGGGGUUCGCUUCCGUGAGAUUUUCGCCAUGCACCUCGCCAGAGGGCGCUUCGCGGCGUGGCGCGGCCGGCGCUUUGGUGCGCAACUGGCGCGGCUGGAACGGCAGCUGGCACGAGCACCGGGCAACGUGGAAAGUCGCAGUCGACUCCUCCUAGCCUAUGCAGGUGAGUUUGCGAGAUGCAAUUUUGGAGGAGUUUUGGACGAGACAUCUGCGGAAUUGCUUCAUUUGGCACAUCUACAUGGCUCGAAGCUUUUGUCCAUUGCAGAUGCUGCAAGGAUUCAAUCCCUGAUGGAGGCCCUUUGGAAUUUGAAGGAUCUAAAGCUGUACCCGCUGAUUGCAGAAUUUGCCGUGACUUUGGCACGCCACGAAGAAUGUCUGUCGGACUUUGAUUGGAAAGGGGAAUUGCAGGAACGCGGAUCUAUGCUUCAUUAUGAAACUGCCUUGCAACUUCUGAAAUCUGUGAACCGCAUGGCAGAGGCUCAGGAGAUUUUUGAUGAGGCAGUUUCGUUGGAACGUGGUGGUCGACGAAUGAUCGCCUGGAGCCAGUUUUACCAGACGCCUUCGGUCUACGUGCGAAGAUUGAGGCCAGUUUCCCCCUGGUGGGAGCCAGGAGAUCUACCACUUGCAGAGGCCUUGGAGGAAAACGUCUCUGAAAUUCGUUCUGAAUUGCAAGGGCUUCUAGCGAAGGGUGGGCAGAUGGUGCUGGAUCCAGCGUAUCCGCGACUGACUUCGGUGGGCGAUUGGGAUGCGAUUCGGUUAUACCACGACAAACGCUGGGACCCCGCUGCUGUUGCUCUGGCGCCCAAGACGACCGAAGUCUUGCGAGACAAACUGCCGGGACUUUCGAAUGGUUUGCCCUACAUCCACCACAACACGGAAGAGGUGUGCUUCUUCCGGAUGACGCCAGGCACCCGAAUUGCCAUGCACAGCGGGGGCUGCAAUGCGCGGGUGAAUCUCAGCCUGGGUCUGUUGGGUUGCAGCGACUCCUUCAUCCAAGUUGCAGGGGAAGAGCGGCAGUGGCGGGAUGGAGAGCUGUUGGCCUUUGACGACAGCUGCGACCAUUCCGCUAGACAUGAUGGUGAGCAGGACCGAUGGGUGCUGCUGGUUGGAGUGAUGCAUCCGGAUUUGGUCAAGCAUCCAGAGAUCUUCAGAGACGCGGGUGUGUGGCGCAGCGAAUAUGAGUCGUAUGGCCCCGAAGUGUGGGAAAAAGAAGUUGAGACUGGAGAUGUGAUGGAGGCACUUGCAAGGGAUCCAACGGCAGAUGGGCUUCACUUGCUGCAGAGGCGCUUCGCAUCCGCCACGAGAUCGCCCUAUUGGUGUGCCUACAUCUCCAAAUAUCACUUCCUGGUGCCUCCCUGUUGGUUUGGUUCCCCCGCUGCCGAGCCUCCGGAGGUUGAGCCGGGCUAUCCUCGCUGGUGCAAACACGUGCCCGAAAGCGUGCGAUUCGUGGUGCUGCCGUGUGCUGAGAACCACAACUCCACGACGAGCACGAGCACAGUUGGUGGCACAGUUGGUGGCACAUCUGGGCUGGUGGCUGACCCUCCGGACCUGUCCCCAGGUCGUCCCACUUGGUGCCAGCACGUGCCCGAGAUGGCUAGGGGGAUGGUGACCAUGUGCCAGAAUCGCACCGCGGAUGACGUGGAUGCCCUGGCGAUCUUUUGGACACUGCAAAAGAAUUCAACAGACCGGUCGGCCAGGUUGGCCAGGUCGGGUCCCCGAUGCAACGCCUGCAACGUCUGCAUCGCUGCAUGCGCGCGAUCCAGCGCCUGGCGCAAAGCCUUGGAAGUGCUCGAGAGGCAUCAGCGGCCGGACAUGAAAAGCUUUGGCGCCACGGCCUUUGCGCUGCGUUUUCGUGGGGACAAGGCCUUGGAGCUCCUGAGCAAGAUGCGACAGGAGCGGCUGCAGCCAGAUUUGGUGGUCCGCACGGCUGUGGCCAAUGCCUGCGAAAGAGCCUUCAUGUGGGAGGCUGCGUUGCAGUUGCUGCCUGCCGAUGCUGCCGAUGCUGUGGCCAUAGGCGCAUUGGCCAGUGCGUUGGCCAAAGGAGCGCGUUGGAGUGACGCCUUACAUCUCUGGUCUUCCUUCGCCACGCCCAACGUGAAAGUGGCGGGUGCGGUAGUGAGUGCUUGUGAACGCGCAGAGCAGUGGACUUGGGCGCUCUCGAUCUUUGGUCAGAUGUUGAUGGAGGGCCCUGCGCCUGAUAUGCCGGUGGCGGAUUCAGUGCUGCGCGCCUGCAGCCGAGGUCUGGCAUGGGAGGUUGCUUGCAGUUUGUUCACCUUGCGCCACAGUUCGUCGAGGAAGGCCAUCUGUUUUGGUGCCCUUGGCUUCAGCGCCGCAGCUGUGGCUUUUGGCAUUGGGAAGCAGUGGCAAGAGAUGUUCAACAUUUUAGAGGGCAUGCAUGGUCAGCGCCUUUCCGCGGAUAUCUCUGCUCUCUCCAUGGCCUUAGGGGAAGCAGAACAACGGGGCUUGCAGGACAGGGAACGUCAACUAUUCGGCAGCCUUUCCUAUGUGGUGCCAGGACUCCAGAGGCUGUCUCACUUGCCGCCCGCGGAAAAAAAGGUGAGAAGAAUCGCCGUCGAGAACCCAAGGGACUUCUUUGGUUGCAGUCAAGAGGACCUGGACCACCGCGACGCGGCGAUUUCAGCGAGCCGCGCCAAAUAUGACCAGCACCGAAGCAAGGAGCUGUCCUUGGGACCGCCCAUAGGCCGCAAGAUCUACGUGUCGAAUCUGCGAUCGAAGGAUGGGCGGAAGCGAGUGCCCAAGCUGACGAUUUUGGACUCCGAGGGAAACAAGUGGAUAACGUUGACAAAAGCAGACGUCGAACAGAUCAUGAAGUGGAAAGAUGAGCUCAACAAGGAGCUGAUCAGAUAUCAAAAGAAAUUGGAGUGA